Molecule: messenger RNA, 1132 nt
Organism: Thecamonas trahens ATCC 50062
Lineage: Eukaryota; Apusomonadida; Apusomonadidae
Exons: 1
Coding region: 380-907 (175 amino acids)
Source: RefSeq, a predicted model, not a curated record
ACACUUCACCCCAACCGUGCUGCAAGUCUAACUUUCUCGUCCACAAAGGCCUCUUACGAAACACUUACGCCCACCCACACCCCGGCUGAGCAACUUGGCCACGAAACUUGCCUUGCAUUGCUUGAGCACGCGUGUUGGUGGAAGUAUCAACCACAUCCCUGCGGCUGAAUCGCCCGCACCGGACUAUUUUUUUCGCCAACCACAACCCGCAUUCGUUGACCGCAUCAACCAAGCGGCUCAGUCACGCCUAGCUGUCACUAGAGAAUCCGUCCAAAUUGGUGUGAUUUGAAGUGAUUGCGAACACCAACCACGUCAGCGACUCGACACCACAGCUCACUCGCAUUCCUCGAAGUGGCACAACUCUCUGAUACUGAUACUGAUGUCAGCCACAACACUUCCAGACUUUAUCAUGCUCCCCACCGAGCAAUUGCUGCACCAAAGGUGGCGUGACGCGUCUGCUAACGAUAGGGACGCGCUCCGCUCCGAGUCGCAGAAACCUGGGUGGAUCAUGGCAGGCGACGCGUGCCCCCAUGUUGUCAGCACAUCAGGCAAUUUGGUUUCCUCUCUUGCAGUCCCAACCCCUGCAUUGGCAGACCGCCAAUGCGGAGAUACCGACACCCUUGCGUCUUUCCUCACAGCAGAGUACUGUCUGGCACCCUCAGAGGAAGAGGCUGCAUUGACACGCUUGCGUGCAACGGCAGGUCGCGUGGCCGUGGUGCGGCACACAUUUUUUGCUGACAGCUUGCCAGCAUCAGCACCAACCAAGCGAAGCCGCCACGAGACCGAGUCGGACCGGGCAUGCAGCAGGCCCGACGCAGCAAGUCAAAGCAGGAACGGACUGCCGCGCAAUGACCCUGAUGAACUGGCCCGUCCUCGCAAGCGUCAUGCCCCGCUUGCAAGCCUCUAGGAACAGGCUUAGCAAGGAUUGUUUUAGGCCGCACGUCGGCACGCGUAUGAAACCAGAGAGGGAAAUAUUCCGCACGAGGUCGUUAGCCAAUAUCGUGCCAACUUCGCGCUUAUAUCCCCUCACGGCACGGAAUGGACACAUUUGUACAUCGCGCAAGCCGCACUCGGCGACGCUCUACAGACGUCGCAACGUCCAUGAAUUGCUGUAAAUGAGUAGUAUGAUGUG